Molecule: messenger RNA, 2077 nt
Organism: Penicillium subrubescens
Lineage: Eukaryota; Fungi; Ascomycota; Eurotiomycetes; Eurotiales; Aspergillaceae
Product: GID4/VID24 family protein
Exons: 3
Coding region: 1-1761 (586 amino acids)
Biological process (GO): negative regulation of gluconeogenesis; proteasome-mediated ubiquitin-dependent protein catabolic process; protein targeting to vacuole
Cellular component (GO): GID complex; extrinsic component of membrane
Source: RefSeq, a predicted model, not a curated record
AUGCCGCCUCCCAACUCGGCAUCACACGGCACCCCAGCGUUGUCACCCACCACGCCUGCGCCCGAGCCGUUGUCGCGACGAUCGUCAAUCCCCGACUCCCCGAUCCCUGUGGAGAGUGACAACGCCCAUGACGAGAAUGUGAACUUCCUUCGGUCCCGAUCCUUACUGUACAACCCGCUGCUGCCGGCGCUUAGUCGACAUCGCCGUCGUCGAUACCAGACCUCACACCCCCGACAGAUGGAGGACCUGCCGGCCGACGACCGGAUGGAUCUGGACGACCCCAGUAACCUCCGGUUAUCCGUUGAAAUCAACCGUCGCAUCCCUAUUGUCCGUCGCCAUCGUGAAGAGCCCAGGAAUAUGCCCAACUACGAGAGUCGCCGCUCAAAUUCGCGCUCAUUAUAUGGAUGGGCCCCCGGUUCAGAUGACGAGGACGAGGAACGCCGCCGCGAAGAAUCAGACGAUGACCAGAUCCAGCCUUUCCUCCACGCAGUUCCAGAUCGCAACACCACAUCAAGUCGAUCGCGCCGACAAGAGUUCACAGCCCACACACCACCGAUUACAGCAGCUGGAGAUGGCCCUACCGAAGCCUCUAGCCGAUGGCUAAACGGGCCGAUUCCCAUGGAGCUGUUGCAGUCAACAAGGCGACAGCCGAGACCAGCAAGAACGCGGACACUGGAAAACUUUCUUUUGGAUCGAUACGGGGCCCGUUCAAAUGAUGAAGAUGAGGCCGAUCGGACGUGGAGUUCGUCAUCCACGAGAGCCCCGGCCUAUCGAUAUCGUCCGCCCAGCAGUCGCGACUCGCAUCGGCCUCUGACCCACAGCGACUUGCGCGCCCGGGUUGCUGCACAUCGGCAACUCCAUUCAAGCACACCUGGGGACUCAGUUCUGAAGGAUACAAUCAACUAUCUCGAUCGUCUCCGGUACUCCAAUUCCUUUGAGGAAAGCAUCAACUCUGCGGCCGCGACAGGCUUCAUCUCAUUAGAGAACUUCUCCUUGAAGGACAGCGACUUUAUUCUGGACAUCAACACCAUAGUGCCACCGGCACCCUGCUCGUGGCUGAGACCUGGAGUGGUGUUCUCUGGCUGCCAACGGGCUGCGAAUGCGGGAUGUUCUGUGUUGUCACAGCGCGUGCAAAGUCCGCACACUCCCACCGAGCCAGUGAUCGUCAACGGCAGCGACAGCACCCGCAUCAGUGUAUAUACGUCAACUGGGCGAAGGUAUUUUGCCAACGCCCGAGAUGAAAACUGGCCUGUCAAGGUCACAAUUCACAGCAUAAACUACACAGACAUGACGUUGUCCGGCACCAUGGAGGCGUACAAUAUUCCCGACAAGUCCUCACCAACUCAUGACGCACAUAUCGUGACAUUCCUCGAGGGCGAAAUCAUCGACUUCAACAAGCAUACUCUUGAAACCAAGAACUUCAAGGCGGAUGCAGAUAUCGAUAGCACAUACUGGCGAGAACUGCCACCAUUCAAGGAUCUGCCCGAUUCUGAAAUUGCCAAGAACCUCGUGAGCAAGAAGUGGAUUACCGAGGAAUUGGUUCAAGGGUGGAUCCUGAUGCGAUGGAAGGAGCGAUGCUUCAUUACCCCGACCGAUGCGCGCCAGGGUCUUACAAUCUCUGGCUUUUACUACAUCUCUCUCCGCCGUGAGGAUGGCCACAUCGAUGGCUUGUAUUAUGACCCCGGCAGCUCGCCUUAUCAGCAACUGUCUUUGAAACCGGAAACCUCAAAAAUGAUUCGUCCGUCCUACAAUUUCCGGUAACCGGAUGGACCCUGUGCAUAGAUAGGCCACAAUUUGGCUGCUCUGUUUUGGCGCUGGCACUGGGUGGCAUCGAGCUCUCCCUUUGAGACAUGACCAAUUGUGGCUUUUGGGAGGAAUAUCAACUUUCCGUUCCGUGGCGUUGGGGGAAAACUUCGGAUGACACUUUACAUGAUGAUCGAUUAUUGGCCUCAGUCAUUUUACUUUGCAUAGCUAGAUGGAGUUGCAUUUUGUAUUCAGUCGACUGAUGCUGCACAUGUUAUGGAGAGAGGCUAUUCCUGGUCUCGUCUUUCUUAUCCAUUGGAAACAUGCAUUUUAU